CCUGCAAGGGAGUUCUAUGGUCUGACCGUAGUCUGCACCACGUUUCAUCGCCGACAAUCCUCUUGUCCCCGUCUCCGACUCUCUCUCUCUCAGGUGACCCUGAAUUAAUGUCUCUCUCUCAAACCCUAAUUCGAGAUUCCAACUUCUCAUAAUCUCAGAAAAUUCAAUUUCCUCCUUUCAUCUCCGUACGCAAGAACUUCCCGCGAAAAAGAAAACGCCUUUCGCUCUCACUCUCCUCCAAUCCGAUCCAGGUUUUUAUUUGUAUCGAUAAAUAUGCAGGGCUUUUAGCAGUGUUUAUGUUGAUUGCUCAUGGAGUUCCAAUGCAAUCCUUAAAAUUAUUUUUGUGGUUUCUGUUUCACCUUCUCCCGGUUGCUCUUCAUAAAGUUGAAAGCUUUUCCACUUUGGUUAGUUGGAGUUAGGGUUUGGAUGUGUUCAUUUUGAUUGCUUGAUGGGGACUUGAAGUUACAUUCACUACUUGGGUUUGCUGUUAGUUGCUCUUUGUGUGGAGCUGGUUACAACGAAAAAAUGUAUGGUAGAGCUGGUCUAGAGCGAUUCAAGAAAGCUCAAUCUUCGGAACCAUUCUCAGUCUCAGUGAGCUCAGCUCCCAAACCAAGCAAAGCUCAGAUCUCGGAGUCUUCUUCUUCCUCUGCGACCAGUUCUUCAGUUCAAUAUCCGCAACCAAAUGUUGCUCAAAAGCCUACUGUGCCCGAGGCUGGGCCAUUGUUGGGUCUUGCUGCUCAGCAGCACACUCAAGUUGGAGGCGGGCAGUCGACUUGGCAGCCACCGGACUGGGGGAUCGAGCCUCGAUCAGGGGUUUAUUAUCUCGAAGUAUUGAAGGAUGGUGAGGUUAUGGACCGGAUUAAUCUCGAUAAGAGGAGGCACAUAUUUGGAAGGCAAUCCAUUACCUGCGAUUUCGUGCUGGAUCAUCAGUCUGUGUCUCGUCAACAUGCUGCUGUUGUCCCUCACAAAAGUGGAAGCAUUUAUGUAAUUGAUUUGGGAUCUGCUCACGGCACAUUUGUUGCAAACGAGAGGUUAACAAAAGACACGCCUAUGGAGCUCGAAGUGGGGCAGUCCUUACGGUUUGCUGCUUCAACAAGAACCUAUGUCCUAAGAAAGAAUGAUGCAGCUUUAUUCACGAGCCUUCCGCCUCCUACAGAGAUCAUCUUACCACCAUCCCCUGAUCUAAAUGACGAAGAAGCAGUUGUAAAUUACAACACUCAGAUAAACCGGUACGGUCUGGAAAAGCUUUCUGAGCUCCCAGACUUCAAACCCAGUAGCCAUUUAAUCAGAACAAAACACGACAGCCAGCAGCAGUCAGAGAGAGAUGCAAAGAGGAGAAAGAAAGCAAGAGUUGUGUUCAAAGAUCACGUUGGUGGUGAGCUGGUAGAGGUUGUCGGGUUUUCAGACGGUGUAGAUGUAGGGACGGAGCCUGGACCGGUUGGGGUCAAAGAAGGAAGUCUCGUGGGGAGAUACGUAUCCCUCGUGCAGAGUGUGAUGAUACCUAAAGGGAAAGAAGCGGCUACUUCGUCAAAGGAAAGUAGUGGUCUUUUGCAGCAAGGGGUUACUAACAAGCUGCAAGAAGUGUUGACUAAGGUCAAAACAGCUCCAACUCGGCAGAAGGGGUUGUAUGAAAGCCUUUAUGACGAGUCGUUUUCUGGGAAACUGGGUUCAUCUUGGGCGAGUUCUUUGGCCAAAGAUGGUCAGGCAAAGACUAUCAGUGGUUUGAGUGAGAACUCUCGGAGUAAGUUGAGCUCGUAUGAUGAUGAUGAAGAUGAUUUAUUUGGAGACUGAUAAAGGGAAUCCAUCUAGAGGCAUGUGUUAGCUUACUUAUAUUUGAACUGAAGUGGAAUGUCGGAGAAUUGAUUAUUUUCGAAAUUGUUGUGAAGCUGAAGCAGCCUUCAGUCCCCGGGUUCUUUUGUACAUGGGGAAACUUUUUGUUGUAGGUUCAUCAAUCAUCAUGGGCAAGCUUUUGUUUGUAAUUUGGGUUUGAUGCACUUUGAAGAUUUGAUUCAAGCUCAAAGGACAGGAAUGAAAUCAAACUGUGCCACUUCUAGAUCUCUUCAAAGCCCAGCAGAACCACGUGAAUUACUUCUUCCGCUACCAAGAGGGGAUCUUGUUUUGCAUUCUUUCACCAUUGACCCGAGGAAAAAAGAAAAAGAAAAUUCUUGUGCUGCCUGUAUGUACCCUCCAUUUUUGUAUAAUCAUCUCAUUUCUAGUUCAUUCAGAGGCAGAUUAGAUUAGAUAGAUAUGCACAAGGAGAGAGGACUUGACUGAUACCAAAAACCUAUAUUAGCUCAGUAUGGUCCUUUGUACAUAACAUAACUAGUAGUUAAGCUCCUUAACCAUAGCCCUAAAAACUGUGACUUAAGCAUG
This is a messenger RNA of Linum tenue, 2373 nucleotides long. The record is from the annotation of a GenBank genome assembly. Lineage: Eukaryota; Viridiplantae; Streptophyta; Magnoliopsida; Malpighiales; Linaceae.